Messenger RNA from Lobosporangium transversale, 2103 nucleotides. RefSeq lists its product as hypothetical. NCBI's taxonomy places the organism in Eukaryota, Fungi, Mortierellomycota, Mortierellomycetes, Mortierellales, Mortierellaceae. The record is from RefSeq and is a predicted model, not a curated record. The transcript is spliced from 3 exons. Bases 392 to 1972 code for a protein of 526 amino acids.
CAUAAACAUUUGAGUCGCUCACUUUUGGACACUUUUUUUACCACUUUUUACCGCCUGUUGUUGUUUUCAGUCAUCCUUUCCCCUUUUUUGCCUCUUUCUUCUUCUUUCCAUUCACUUCACUUGCUUUGUCAUUUCACUCUACUUCCACUCUUCUCAUUUAUGAAUUGCAGGAGCUCUUUGAAUUCUCAAUUGGAACUGACAUCUCAAAACACAUUUACGGCCGGCUCUCAUUCAUAUAAAUAGCUAUAGAGUCUUAGUGCUUUCAUUCUGGUCGCGUUCACUUUUUGUGUUGAAUCCACCUUGCUACGUCCCCUUUGUUGCUUUCAUUCAUUCCCUCCAGUAAUCUUCGCUCCAGUGCACAGACAGGUACACACAUUUACACAUAUAGACAAUGUCCACAGUGCGCCACAAAGAGGAGUCAUCGCUCCAAUACCAAGAUACCACAACCACCUCCACCUCUACAAAUUUAUCACUGUCUCCUAUACAUAAACAUCAACCCGAUUACUCGUUAGACCAAAGCAACAUCGAAGACGACUUCGGAAACGACUCUUUGCAGGCAGAUAGCUCAAGCAUGUCUCAGCAAGAUGCAGAGGCGACAUCACCUCUCACACCUACCACGACUUGUUCUUUGUCCUCCUCGGCUUCAUUAUCUUCGGCUUCUUCUUUAUCAAACUACAGACGCGCUGCAUCGAGAUUGAGUACUUCGACUGCCAUGUCACUGUUUAAUCAUACAACAACAGGAGAAGGUGGCGAUCGAGCUUUUGGAUAUCCUUAUCACCACUAUCGAACGUCAUUCAUUUCUAGGAGACAUCAGCAGGCUCGCACUCUCUCCGAAGAGCUAUCGACGGCUGUAAGACAAGAUCCCGAAGACAACUACUCUUCCCCCAGUACUCCCUCAGGCCUUUUACCUAAUCCCGCUGACCUGUCCACGCUUUCCUCUUCUCCUACUUUGUCAUCAUCAUCAUUGUCAUCAUCAACAACAACACUCGUAUCGUCUACCUCUGAACACUUUCCACUGUUCAAGCCGUCCAGGUCUUCUAGUCAGCAGAAUGGAUACAUCUCACCUGACCAGAAACCAAAACCAUCCCCUCUGGCCUUGCACAAUAACUAUAAGUCGCAAGGCCAAGGGCACAUAGUAGCAACAGGACGUGGAAGCCCCACAUUUUCUCCUCGUCCUGGUAGCCCCACCUCCGCAGUCUCGCACGACUGCAUUACAGCCACAGACAUCGCGGGAUCUCCGCGCACAGCCUCUGCUGCCGUAGCUGCCAAUUUAAGUGUUUCAUCCUCAACUCGAUCGAGCUUUUAUCUUAGUCGUGGUUCUCUGUCGUCUUCCUCUGUCUCGUCUUCCGGCUCGUCCUCGCCACGUAGCUCGAUAGCUCCAUGCUCGGCGUUAUGCCUUCAAUCCAGUGAUAAGCGCUAUUCCUAUAAUGGUUACCAACAGAUUCUGAAUGAGAAUCAUCAUUCAACUUGCCAGUACUAUAACGAUAUACAACGAACCAUGUCUCCAUCUCCACGACUACAGGUCGAGACACGCAAAUCUAAAUCUGGGCGUGCAACCAAAGCUGGUAAGAAGCACGGAGCUGCCAAGACCUUGGAAGAAGAAGACCCAAUGAAUAAAUUAACUUUACAACUUGAAUCAACUCCACUGGAUAGUCCCAGCUCUCGUCCAUCGCGUCCCCUAUCUUUCUCCGGCUCAGUCCAUAGUUCUAGCAGGCCUUCGCCAAGGAUAACUGGUUACUAUAAGGCUAAAACUGCGCGUCCCUAUCGAUCGUCUCGUCAAUCAUACUGUGGUUCAGGAGGAUUAUCUUCUCUUUAUAACAUGGGACAUCCACGGAGCCCAUCGAUGCCUGGACAGCUUGAUGCUGAUAGCACAGACGCGGCAUUCUUGAGAAUGGAAGCACAGCUGAAUAACUUAAUUGCCGAAGGCAAACGAGCACUAGGUAGUCAAAUCGAGGUUUGGGAUGAGGAAUAGUCCGACUAUCAUCAUUAUGCUAGUCAUAUAGUUUUUUUUGUUUGCUCUUGAUACCUCUUUCUUUGUCCCUUAAUAGAAACAUCGCGGAUGAAAUUAUAUACUGCAUUAGAGUGCAUAGCAUUGUCAUCGAC